Molecule: messenger RNA, 1676 nt
Organism: Aegilops tauschii subsp. strangulata
Lineage: Eukaryota; Viridiplantae; Streptophyta; Magnoliopsida; Poales; Poaceae
Product: probable pectinesterase 53
Biological process (GO): pectin catabolic process; cell wall modification
Molecular function (GO): pectinesterase activity
Source: RefSeq, a predicted model, not a curated record
UUUCGCCUGCCCCACGCACCAGACCUUGCCACGCCCGCCGCUCCGGCUCCCCGAUCGUCCGUCCAGUCACCACCGCGCCGGCAUUGCCAGCCACCGGCCGUGCGUGGCGUCGGCGCGCGCCCGAACCGAUGCCGCCCAUGCCACGCGCCGGCCGGCUCCUGCUCUGCGUCGCCACGGUGGCCGCGGUGGCGUCGGGCGUGGACGGGCACACGCGGGGCGUGCGGCCGGGGCGGGCGGCGGGGCGGCCGUUCCCGGAGAACGCGACGCGCGCGGAGGAGCUGGAGCGGCUGUUCAUGCGGUGGGUGCGCUACGUGGGCGGCCUCAAGCACAGCACGUUCCACCACGCGCCGCUCGCCCGCGCGUUCCCGUCCUACUCGCUCGUCGUCGACAAGGACCCCGCGGCCGGCGACUUCACGUCCGUCCAGGCCGCCGUCGACUCGCUCCCGACCAUCAACCUCGUCCGCGUCGUCAUCAAGGUCAACGCCGGCACCUACACGGAGAAGGUGACGAUAUCGUCGAUGCGCGCGUUCAUCACCCUGGAGGGCGCCGGCGCGGACAAGACGAUCGUGCAGUGGGGCGACACCGCGGACACGCCCGCCGGGCCGAGGGGGCGCCCGCUCGGCACGUACGGCUCGGCGUCGUUCGCCGUGAACGCGCAGUACUUCAUCGCCAGGAACAUCACCUUCAAGGUACGUAACUCUCCGUCACCGCCGCUGUCCCCGCUGCUCGGUGCUUCAUGUCCUAAUACACGCUUGCGUUGGCAGAACACGGCGCCGGUGCCGCCGGCGGGGGCGACUGGGAAGCAGGCGGUGGCGCUGCGGGUGUCGGCGGACAACGCGGCGUUCGUGGGGUGCCGGUUCCUGGGCGCGCAGGACACGCUCUACGACCAGUCGGGGCGCCACUACUACAAGGACUGCUACAUCGAGGGGUCCAUCGACUUCAUCUUCGGCAACGCGCUCUCCCUCUACGAGGGUUGCCACGUGCACGCGAUCGCGCGGGACUACGGGGCGCUGACGGCGCAGAACCGGCAGAGCAUGCUGGAGGACACGGGGUUCUCGUUCGUCGGCUGCAGGGUGACGGGGUCGGGGGCGCUCUACCUGGGCCGGGCCUGGGGCACCUUCUCCCGCGUCGUCUUCGCCUACACCUACAUGGACGACAUCAUCGUCCCGCGCGGCUGGUACAACUGGGGCGACCCCAGCCGCGAGCUGACGGUGUUCUACGGGCAGUACAAGUGCACGGGCCCCGGCGCGAGCUACUCCGGCAGGGUGUCGUGGUCGCGGGAGCUCACCGACGAGGAGGCCAAGCCCUUCAUCUCCCUCAGCUUCAUCGACGGCACCGAGUGGAUCAGGAUCUGACCGGGGUCGCGUUCCAUGUAGUAACACGCACACACGGGCGGCACACACGUCGUCAUGUAAAGAAGAGGGAGUGGAAAGACAAAGUGGGUGAAUUUAUACAGAUUCUUUUGCAGUCUUCUUUUGGGCGGGGAGUGCGUUUUUUCAACCCGGACAGGGUCCGUGCAGCACGGUCCUCGCUCGGGCCCUCGCUGGAAAUGCAGGGAAGGCAUGAUAAUCCGUAUUUUCGGAGCAAGUACCCGAAUAGUAUUAGGCUAAUCCGUUGCUCAUGAACAAGAUUAGAAGAUAAGUGCCCCUGACAAUCUAAUUGACCAAUGUUGUUAA